Molecule: messenger RNA, 2580 nt
Organism: Doryrhamphus excisus (bluestripe pipefish)
Lineage: Eukaryota; Metazoa; Chordata; Actinopteri; Syngnathiformes; Syngnathidae
Product: proline-rich transmembrane protein 3
Source: RefSeq, a predicted model, not a curated record
GUCAGCAGCCGGUGCAGUAAUAAGAAUAAAGACGCCAGCUUGAAGGCGUGAUGGUCCACAGUGAUGAACGUCAUCAGAGGGCAGCAGGAGGCGACUCGUGUUAGUGAUUCCGCUUUAUUCUACAGAAUUUGGAUCUCACCGGACAAAGAUGGGGUGUUCCUCGCUGCUCCUCAUUACUCUGAUUUUGUGUCUGACCUCACUUGGAAGCUUUUCAGAUUCACACGGACACUACUUUUCACUUGGAAGCAAGCAAAACCCACACAGUGAAGCCAUCCUCCAUGAGGGACACAGCAGACCGGAUCAGACUGGAACGGGACAUCCCGCUCAAGAGGAGCAAACUGGAAACCAAGCAGGGUUAGGAUUGACCCCAAUUGGAUCCACCGCUGUUACGCUACCUCGCUUCAUGGGGCCUGGGGCCUCUGGAGCUGCAGGCGCUAAUACUUCAGUUACAAUACUUCAGCCCCGGGACGGGCGCCUCAAAACUACAAGUGCUGGUAGCGGUGCCAUAACUGGUCGGGACCACCCUGUUCAAACUCGUGUGUUUACUUCAGCGACAAAAGACAACGUGUCACGAUCUGCACGAUGCGUUCAAAGACCUUGCGUCCUUCUCACCAACUACAACGGCACCAACCUGCUGUGGGACGACAUGAGACGCACGCUGGCGUUCGCCUGGGAAAUCCACGUCUUCGGCUCGGCCGGACUCUUCAUUCUGAUGGCGUUCCUGGCCGUUUUUGGACUGGCCGGUGCCUCCACUCUCCCUUACCCCCACUGCGGUGCUCUGAUGCUGGCUAACAGCAUCUUGAUUAUGAGUGGUGCUCUGCGGGCCGUCCACUUAUUGCUGGAUCCUUACGGCACCCGUGAGAUCGUGUCUCACGCUGUCCUUGCCGCGCUGCAGAAUGUCCCCAUGCAGAUGCUUUUGUGGGUUCAGGUCACUCUCACGCUUGUCACGCCCAGGAGGUUCAAACUGUGCCUUUUCCCAGUUACGCUUCAGCAGCCUCAGGUGGUUGCAGGGUUCCUUGUCUCACACUCCGCGCUUCUUUUAGCGGCGGACUUGCUUUUCACGGAUUUACUACCACUCCUCCCUCUUUUGCUGCAGACUCUGUCCCUUUGCUGGGGGCUCCCGUUCUGCAUGGAAAUCCUCACCAAGUCCCUUUCCCGUGUGAAUAUGUUCCUCAGGUCAUCACUUCCUCAUGGGGUUCCUUCGCAGAGGAUCGAGAUGUGCGCAAAGAGAGUCACGGCCGUGUGCGCCUGCAUGGGGAUUGUCUGCUGCAGUCUUCAGAUGUUUAAUCUCCUUUGGCUCUACGGGCUCAUGGGGAACUGGAGGCGCUUCGGUUGGGGCUGGUGGCUCGGUCAGUUCUGGGCCAGGAUCCUCGAGUUAGCAUGGGGGUUCUCAUUGCUUGUUUUGGGUUCCUGGAUCUUCUGGAUGCCAAACAGGAGGCGUGUUAGACGCAAGGAGUCCAAGAUACUGAGCUUGUGGGACAGGGUCUUAGCAUGUGUCCAUCGAGGGCAGAUGAAGCGGCGUGAGAAGAAAUGGAAAGAGCUGAUGCCGAAUAACUUCGCAGAGCAUAACUUCUCUCGAGCGAGUUUCACCGCCAACGUGAUGUGUCCAUACGGUGACCCGCCGUCUGUCAUCGUAUCAGAAUACAAGCACGAUGCUUCCGGAAUCCGAUCCGACUGCGACACUCAGGCCGCUCUCCUGUGGCAAAAAGUAGGUGAUCGUGAAUGCAUUCUGUCGCUCAUCGAGUUCGAUACGAGGCCGCCGUCUCCCGUCGACUUGAGGCGCAGCAUCGACUGUGCUCUUCAUCACGGACAGCUCCUGGCCGGGAGUCUGUUCACGCCACCUCCUCCCUCUUGGACGCACUGUAACGGAGAGAACGGCACGGCGGCAUUCCCCCCGGCUUAUGUUGGCUACAGCUGGAUGAUGGACACCGAAUCCAUCCCUGCAUCUCUGGACCACUUCCAAGCCAGGGAACCAUCACAGUCGCUCACCGAUCCCAGUUGCAAUGGGCAGUCUCCAAAACGGGAACGGGAACAGGAAGAGGAGCUAAGCUCAAGUUUAUCAACGCCGUCACAUCGGAAUGAUUGGUCCGAUGAGGACGUCACCGACUUUUAAAAAUGUACAAGUGGUUAGUGUGCAGGCCUCACAGCGAGGACACCCGAGUUCAAUUCCACCCUCGGUUUUCUCCGGGUACUCCGGUUUCCUCCCACAUUCCAAAAACAUGCUAGGUUAAUUAGCGACUCCAAAUUGUCCAUAGGUAUGAAUGUGAGUGUGAAUGGUUGUUUGUCUAUAUGUGCCCUGUGAUUGGCUGGCCACCAGUCCAGGGUGUACCCCGCCUCUUGCCCAAAGACAGCUGGGAUAGGCUCCAGCACCCCCGCGACCCUCGUGAGGAUAAGCGGUAGAAAAUGAAUGAAUGAAUGAUUCGGUUGAGCUGGUUUCAUAAUUACACCUUUUGAGUGUUAAGUUGGUGUGUGAUGAGUUUAGUGUUCUUUGUAAGAACACUAACACAUUCCAAAAACAUGCUAGGUUAAUUAGCGACUCCAAAUUGUCCAUAGAUAUGAAUGUGAGUGUGAAUGGUUGUU